Penicillium cinerascens is the source of this 1236-nucleotide messenger RNA. RefSeq names its product M20 family metallopeptidase. NCBI's taxonomy places the organism in Eukaryota, Fungi, Ascomycota, Eurotiomycetes, Eurotiales, Aspergillaceae. Gene Ontology annotation, molecular function: dipeptidase activity. Bases 1 to 1236 code for a protein of 411 amino acids. The transcript has 5 exons. The record is from RefSeq and is a predicted model, not a curated record.
AUGACUCUCUCGACAGUGGGAACCGACGAUGUACGGGAUUCUGUAGAUGCGGCUCUUGCAACGCUCGAAGAGUCCCUGCGCCAAGUGAACCACGAGAUCUGGUCUCACCCUGAGCUCGCUUACGAGGAGCAUCGUGCUCAUGAUACCAUUUGCGAUUUCCUUGAGAAGCAGGGAUUCAUGGUUACACGCCAUGCCUACGGGCUCGAUACUUCGUUUGAAGCUUUAAGCGGAUCGGGUGGACGGUUAAUCAACUUCAAUGCGGAAUACGACGCACUCCCCGGCAUCGGACACGCUUGCGGCCACAACCUCAUCGCCACCAGCAGUAUCGCGGCCUUUCUAGCCCUUUCAUUUGCAUUGAAAAAAUUCGGUAUUCCCGGACGGGCACAGUUACUGGGUACACCGGCGGAGGAAAAUGGAGGCGGAAAGGCCAAGCUUAUCGACGCGGGGGCGUACAAGAACGUGGACAUUUCUCUCAUGGCACAUGGCGGACCCAAAAAAGUUUUUCCCGACCAGGGAGCUGCCGACGGAAUUGCUGGGACGCUGAUGAACGCCCGCAAGAAUAUCCACUGCGAGUACACGGGCAGAAGUGCACAUGCAGGCGGCAACCCGUGGGAUGGAAUCAAUGCCCUGGAUGCCUUGGUGUCAUCCUACAAUAACGUUGCCGUGUUGCGACAGCAGCUUUUGCCGGAGCAGCGCGUUCACUGUGCCUUUAUGGAUACCCCGAAAGUGGCCAACGUGAUCCCAGAGUCCACCAAGGCCUUCUGGCAGGUUCGGAGCCCGUCGCUCAAGGGACUUGACAGUCUCGUGGCCAAAGUACGCAAUUGUAUUGAGGCCGGUGCACUGGCGACGGGAUGCCAAGUGUCAAUCAAGGAGGAGGAACUUUACACUGACGUGCGACUGAACGAUACUCUCUGUGAGCGAUAUGUACUCCACAUGGGAGAAUAUGGCCGAAAGGUCUUGAAGCGCCACGACAAGGUACUGACGGCCUCGUCGGAUAUUGGAAAUGUCAGCUACGUGACGCCAACUCUGCAUACAAUGUUUGGGAUCCCUACUCCGGAAAACACCUUCCCCCAUCACCCUAACUUCGCCGCGGCGGCCGGAACGGACGAGGCGCAUGUAGAGGCUGUAGUCGUGGGUAAGGCACUGGCGCUGAGCGGGUGGGAUAUGAUCACGGACGAUGCCUUAUUCAAGACGGCACGACAACAAUGGCAGGACGAGAUUGCACGCGAAGACUAG